CUCAUCUUCUUUGAGUACAUCGUCACCUUUUCCGAAGAGGUUUACGUCAUCUGGCAGGCCAGGUUGACCACUGUCACGGCCAUCUUUGCCCUCAACCAUUAUUUGCUCGUGGUACAAGGCAUUAAUUUCGCACUGGAUGCCAUCUGGUGGCAUACUCCACUGGUAAGUCGCUGUGACAGCAACUCAGAGAUAUUCGACCUCAAAUUCAUGAAGAGACUGAUUGAUAAAUUGUUAGGCUUUUCCGCGUUCCGUACGUAUGCUGUUAGUGGACACCAGAUCAUCCCUGCGUUGCUAGUGUUGCUAUUGGGGCUAGCGCCAGUCGGCGCCAACCUCGUGAUCGUCUUCGUCGCGCGCAUCUGCCCGGCUGCAUCCGAUCUGAUCGUGGUCCUUCUCACUUGGUUCAAAACAUUCCGACUCGCUAUAGAAGUGCGGAAGUUACAACUAAGAGGAUCGAUCUCGACGGUGCUGAUGAGAGACGGUGAGUAUGUGUGGCUCUCUUGGGUAAUACAUGCAAAGCCUUAUGAGCAACCAAUUCAAGGCACGCUCUACUUCAUGUACGUCGGGCUCUGUCACAGUGCAUUGUCACGACUCUGUUCUUCUACCGUUCAUCAGGGCCCUUUUGCUUCUCAACAUCCUCGAGAUCGUGAUUACACUCCGCUACGAGAAUUCACAGGCAAGUUUAUCCACACAACUCCAUGGCCACUUUAA
Molecule: messenger RNA, 708 nt
Organism: Laetiporus sulphureus 93-53
Lineage: Eukaryota; Fungi; Basidiomycota; Agaricomycetes; Polyporales; Laetiporaceae
Exons: 3
Source: RefSeq, a predicted model, not a curated record